Molecule: messenger RNA, 321 nt
Organism: Adineta ricciae
Lineage: Eukaryota; Metazoa; Rotifera; Eurotatoria; Adinetida; Adinetidae
Source: the annotation of a GenBank genome assembly
AUGCUAUCUCGGAAUCAUGUCAUCAAUUUAUCAACUGUACGUCCACAAAAUAUUAUUUCAACAUCAUCUGUUUAUCAUCGAUCAGACAUUGAUAAACAACAACAACAAAUUUCAUUACGAACAAAGAAGACUCGAACGAAAAGUACGGCGAAUACGAGCGUCGCCACUAGUACAACUUCGCUCAUCUUCGUGAACAUUACAAAUCUAACUGUCUCUUUCUCUCCGUCUACUCUAUCGACUCCACAGCAACAAAUUUCAUCCGAGGACUCCUAUUCGGCUAAGACAGGAAUCAAGACAGCAGCUAUUCUUGGCGGUAUGUAA